This is a messenger RNA of Aspergillus luchuensis, 246 nucleotides long. RefSeq lists its product as uncharacterized. The transcript has a single exon. The coding region runs from base 1 to 246 and encodes 81 amino acids. The record is from RefSeq and is a predicted model, not a curated record. Lineage: Eukaryota; Fungi; Ascomycota; Eurotiomycetes; Eurotiales; Aspergillaceae.
AUGGUGCGAACACCUCGCCUCUAUGACUUCGUAAACGAUCCAUGUAUUCUUGUUUUCGAGGACUUCAGCGGAUCCAUGACUUUGCAAAAUUUCUUCAACGACCGGCCUGAAGGAUACAAUGCGGCCAUUGCAACCGCGAUUGGCAAUUCCCUUGUCGAGUGGCCGUCGUGGUUCCAUACUGAAUCACAAUUUGCAACAACCGAAGAAUUGGCGAUGACUGUCAAGAUGAACAGCAAUGCCAUAUGA